AUGGUCGAAUUCUGCAAACGACUCCUUCAUCUUCAUCCACACUUUCACUGUACGGUCAUCAUCCCCACAGUAGAAUCCCAUGGAAAUGCCCAGAAAACCCUUCUAGAAGCCCUCCCUACAAAUUCAAGCAUUCAGUACAUUUUUCUUCCUCCUCCAAGCUUGAACGACUUGGCGUCACAGGAGACUAACCCAGCAACUCUUAUUCAGAUCAGCAUGUAUCGUUCUUUGCCUAACAUUUAUGAAGAGCUAAACAAGUUUGUGAAUGAAACGGCACCGUUUGGUGCUGUCCUUGUGGAUGCUUUGUUAGAUCAGGUUGUGGAAUUUGUGAAGGAUCGAAAUGUCUUGUCGUUUGUGUAUUUCCCUUCCACAGCCAUGAUGCUUUCGCUCUGCUUGUAUUCUUCAGAGUUGGAUAAGGCAAUUUCUCGUGAGUUCAGAGAUCUAGCAGAACCCAUAAAGAUUCCAGGUUGUGUCCCUGUUCAUGGCAGCGAUCUCCCAGACUCGCUUCAAGAUCGAACCAACCAAGAGUACCAGAUUUUUCUUCAAGCUGGUCAACGAUUCCACCUAGCAGAUGGGGUCUUAGUCAACACCUUCUCAGAAUUAGAGCCUGGGCCUAUACGGGCCUUGAGAGAAAGGCCAGGCCCAACUGUGUAUCCAAUUGGGCCCAUUACUCAAAAUGUUGAAUCAUCCACUCAUGAAUGUCUGAAAUGGCUGGACACGAAGCCACCCAACUCCGUGGUUUAUGCAUGCUUUGGAAGUAGUGGGACCCUCUCCCAUGAGCAAUUGGAUGAGCUGGCAAUGGGACUUGAGCUGAGUGGUCAGAAUUUCUUAUGGGUUUAUAAGCCUCCAAGUAAGUUUGGGGCUGUUGCUGAUGUUUGCGUUGAGAAUAAAGACCCUUUGCAUUUUUUGCCACGUGGCUUCUUAGAGCGGACACAAAAGCAAGGCUUGGUUGUUCCUUUUUGGGCACCUCAGGAAAUCUCUCUCUCUCUCUCUCUAACCUGCUUUCAGGUACAAGUGCUUAGCCAUGUGGCGACGGGUGGUUUUCUAUGCCAUUGUGGAUGGAAUUCAAUCGUAGAGAGUGUAGUUAAUGGGGUGCCACUCAUAGCGUGGCCACUUUUUGCUGAGCAGAAACUAAAUGCCGCUCUGGUAAGUGAUGGUCUCCAGGUGGCUUUGAGGCCAAAAUAUAACGAUCAAGGCAUUGUGGGAAGGCAAGAAAUCGCUAAGCUUGUGAAGAGUUUAAUUGAAGGUGAACAAAGUGAAGCAUUUCGCCAAAGAAUGAAUGAUCUCAAACUCGCUGCUUCUCAAGCGCUUCAAGAAUAUGGAUCAUCCACUAAGACUUUUUCUGAGUUUGCUCUCAAAUGCAAGAGUUUUAUGAACAAAUAG
Neltuma alba is the source of this 1380-nucleotide messenger RNA. RefSeq names its product hydroquinone glucosyltransferase-like. Lineage: Eukaryota; Viridiplantae; Streptophyta; Magnoliopsida; Fabales; Fabaceae. The record is from RefSeq and is a predicted model, not a curated record. The coding region runs from base 1 to 1380 and encodes 459 amino acids. Gene Ontology annotation, molecular function: UDP-glycosyltransferase activity. The transcript is spliced from 3 exons.